CCAAUGAGAAGUUGCAUCAUAUGAUAUCAAUUAUCAAGAAAUGAAGGUCAGGAAAGUCCGAUGCAGCUGCAUAGAGAGUUGACCCACUACUCCAGUAAAGUUCUUUUUUACAAGUUCCAUGAUACUACCAUGGAACAUGUUGAUCCUAUAAGUCUGGGCCCUUGGAUCCCGUCUCUGCGCCCAACACCAUUUCAGGGUCUGGACUCAUGCUUACUAUUUCUUUUCCCGAAUCCAUCCUGGCCUACAGAGACACCACGGUGAUUGAUUGUUUAAUCCCGGCUCUGUUGCCUUCAGAUUCAGGUCAGGUGUCCUCUACCCACAAACCAAACGACAGUCUCCCUGAAAAGAACAGCGCAGCUGUGACUUUUCAGGACACGGGUGGUGCGAACAAAACCAUCGCUGUUUGUUAGUAAUCCCACUAUACUAUUGGAUGUAGAGCUGCUGCGUAGCUUUCUUUCGGCACGGAGGGUAGGGAGGGAGUAGCUUGGAAGAAAGGGGCAGAGUGGAUACAGUACAAAGCGAAGCGGCAACCACCGCGAGGUUUCCUCGAGAAUCUCCAGUCUCUUCUUCCCCGCACCCACUCUUUAUCCACGAGCGACGGGGACCCGUGACAGCGGCGAAAGGCUCGAGCUUUUCUUGAUUUGCCCUGCCGCCUGCAUUGGGACGAGAGGAGGUCCUUUUCUUGGACGUUCUGGGGAGGAGUACCUGAGCCGACUCGCGGGCGUUCUUGGGCUCGUUGCGUCUGUUCAGGUUCUGGAAGCAUGAGGUUAUGGUCUCUCUUUCUCUUGCCUCUGCUCUGUCUACCUGCGCGGGUUCGAUCAGAGGAUUACGCGGAUGCAACUGUCAUUGUUCGAGGCUCUGAGACGAUUGCUUCGACCAGUGAUGAGUUUGUUUGCGCCACCAUUGAUUGGUGGCCUCCAGAGAAGUGUAACUACGACCAGUGUCCAUGGGAAAGGGCUUCUGUCUUAAAUCUGGACUUGACUAAUCCUUUGCUGGCUAAAGCUAUCCAAGCCUUCAGUCCGCUGCGCAUCAGAGUUGGAGGCUCCUUACAAGAUCAAGUGUUAUAUGGCACACCAAAUUUAGGAUUGCCAUGCGACCCAUUUACAAAGGUUUCAAGUGGCCUUUUUGGGUUUUCUCAAGGAUGCAUAACAUUGGAAAGAUGGGAUGAUAUUAAUGAUAUGUUCCUGAAAACUGGUGCAGUUGUUACAUUCGGUCUCAACGCGCUUCGAGGAAGACAGCAGACAAGAAAAGGUGUCUGGGGUGGUCCCUGGAAUUCUAGCAAUGCUCGAGAAUUCAUUGAAUAUACCGUUUUAAAGAACUAUCCUAUCGAUUCUUGGGAAUUUGGGAAUGAAUUGAGCGGAAGUGGAGUUGGUGCGAGUGUGUCAGCUGAACAAUAUGGAAAAGAUCUAGUUGAACUCCAAACCAUCAUCAGCGAGCUAUACGGAGAUUCCAACAAACCACUGGUUGUAGCCCCAGGAGGAUUUUAUGACCAGAAAUGGUUUGCUCAGCUCCUCGAUGUCUCCGGGCCAAAUGUUCUCAACGCAAUGACUCAUCAUAUUUACAAUCUUGGUGCUGGUAAUGAUCCACAGGUUCCAAACAGAAUUUUGAACCCGCAGUAUCUGAGCCGGACUUCCGACACAUUCAGAAGUCUCCAACUCACCAUACAGCGCCAUGGACCAUGGUCUGCUCCAUGGGUUGGUGAAUCUGGUGGUGCAUAUAACAGUGGCAGCCGGCUCGUGUCCAAUACUUUUCUCAAUAGCUUCUGGUAUCUUGAUCAGCUGGGUCAGUCAGCAAAGUAUGACACCAAGGUCUACUGCAGACAGACGCUGAUUGGUGGCAAUUACGGCCUUCUUGACACCGAGACUUUCGUACCAAACCCGGAUUACUACAGUGCCUUGUUGUGGCAUCAGCUCAUGGGGACAGGAGUUCUUUCUGUAGACAUCAGUGGUUCUUCGUACUUGCGCGCCUACGUGCAUUGCGCCAAGCAAAAGGGUGGCGUCACUCUUCUCUUGCUGAACCUGCACCGAACGAUGGGCUUCAUGGUCUCAGUCAGGAACGACCUAAAUGUCAACCUCGCAGAAGGGCAAGGGAUCAGGAGGGACAGUGCCUUUGUCCAUGGCCUGAAGAGGACGGUUUCUUGGGUCGGGAGCAAAGCCUCCGAUGGGUUUUCCAAGAGGGAAGAGUACCAUCUCUCGUCGAAAGAUGGGAACCCUUUUGCCCGGACCAUGCUGCUGAAUGGAGCCCCUCUUGAGCUCACUGAAGAUGGUGGCAUCCCUUCAUUGUAUCCAGUGGAAGUUUCAGUUAACUCGCCAAUCUAUGUUGCUCCUCUGACCAUUGCGUUUGUCGUCUUCCCUGACUUUGAGGCUGAAGCUUGUGGCCGAUGAUCAACUGUACAUAGAAUAUCACCUUUUUUUGCUAUAAGGCAUCUAAAGAACAAAGGUCAUUGUAAUGUAAAGACGUGUUCGUUUUCUGAUCUGUGCCCCAAUCGGGCCAUCUACGUUUUCCCAACGAAUAGUCUCCAGGUGAUGUCAUACUGAUCAAUGCCUCGUCAUUGUACUUUGUACAUACAGUUCAUCAUCUCAGAAAAAAAAUGUUCAGCAUCAACCAAAUUCCA
Messenger RNA from Zea mays, 2614 nucleotides. RefSeq lists its product as uncharacterized. Gene Ontology annotation, cellular component: plant-type cell wall; membrane. Bases 762 to 2384 code for a protein of 540 amino acids. The record is from RefSeq and is a predicted model, not a curated record. Lineage: Eukaryota; Viridiplantae; Streptophyta; Magnoliopsida; Poales; Poaceae. The transcript has 10 exons. Gene Ontology annotation, molecular function: beta-glucuronidase activity.